Messenger RNA from Dinoponera quadriceps, 630 nucleotides. RefSeq lists its product as uncharacterized. NCBI's taxonomy places the organism in Eukaryota, Metazoa, Arthropoda, Insecta, Hymenoptera, Formicidae. The transcript is spliced from 3 exons. The record is from RefSeq and is a predicted model, not a curated record. Bases 1 to 630 code for a protein of 209 amino acids.
AUGAAGAAAGGGACGAAGUGUAUCGUGCAAACCAUUAAUCUGUCGAACCCAAAAACAUGCGUAAGACCGAAAGCAGUUCAGAAACUCGUCGGUACGAACGGUGGAAACACUUUCUCAGAUUCCGAUCUAGCGAGUAAUCAUCGGCCACUUACACCAGCGACGGUGAGAGUUUGCACGCGGAAAGAUAUGCAGAGGACCUGCAAACCGAAGCUCUAUUAUCGCCAUGAAAAGCCGGCGUCGUCGUCGCUUUCGAUCGGCGAGAGACUCUGCAGAGCCGUAAUGUUUCUUAUAAAAGGCACUAUCACGACCGGACUUAUUUAUUGGACUUACUCGGAGGGUCUCUGGAGCGACAGCGGAGAAACGAAAAACUUGUAUUACAGGAUAAUGAGCACGAUCGCUCCCUCGCUACCCGCUCCACCGUCGGGCACCGACGAUAUACAUUUGUCACACCUGGAACGAGUAAAAUAUCCGACUUUCGGAGCGUACAAUGACGCGGUAAUAAAAAGCAUGGAUGUUACUGUCAGUAUGCCAUUAGCGAUGUACCGAAAGCUACGAGGUAUUACAUUCAGUUGCGAUGCAAUUAAAGAAACGGAGACAGAUCAGUCCGAUGAGACUCCGACGGAGAUGUAA